AUGGGAACACACGAAACAUACACUCUAGCACCUAAAGAUAUUUUUCCCUAUGAGAAACAUAAAGAGAAAUUUGCAAAACCUCAGAAGAGAAAAGGUUUUAAUGAGGGAUUAUGGGAAAUAGAACACAAUCCGCAAGUUACUUACAGUCAGACUGUAGAAGAGGACACUGAGGAAGCAGUGGAGGCUGAGGCGUCAGACGAGGUGGAGGCAGGGGAUCAAACAAAACAAUUGAAUGAGUCUGUCCUUACAGCCAAACUUACGAAAUCUCCUGAAUUAAAACUGCACAAAUUAGACUCUUCAGUGGUAGAGAAGGGGAAGGCAGCAGUUAAGAGGAAGAAAAAGACAAGUCCAAGUGGUAAACCAGUGGCAAAACGGAAAAAAGUUGAGAAGAAAACAGAAGCAGGAGAGGAAGUGGAAGAAGAAGAGGAAGAAGAAGUAGAAUCUCCAUCAGAUAAUCCCGACGAUGAGGAUUUUGAAAUUGAAGAAACGCCAAAAAAGACAGUAAAGAAACGAGGUCGACCUCCAAAGAAGAAGGUGGAAGACAGCAGUGACGAUGAAGCUGGGGGAGAAAAACCUGCUAAAAAGACGCCAAAACCUCGGAAACAGAGCACAGGGGGAAGUGCAAAAAAAGGAUCAGCAAAGAAAACUCCAGCGGGUGGAAAGAAAAAGAAAGAUGUUGGUGAUGAUGAUGAAGUUAGUGACAGUUUGAGCUCACUGAGUGACAGUAGCGAAUCAGAUGACAUAGAUCUCAGUGGAUGGAAGAAGAAAGAAGAAGAAAGGAAGAAGGAAUUACAGAGAAAGAUUGAAGAGGCUAGUGAAAAGAAACGUAAGGAAGAGGCAGAGAGAAUAAAGAAGGCUAAACAGGAAUUGAAGAUUGAACAUGAGAAUGAAGAAAAUGACGAAGAACUAUCACCAGGGGAUAGACCAAAAAGAGAAAGGAAAAAGAAGAAAUUCUUUGAUGGGGAGGAAGUGGAGGUUUCACCUACAAAGAAAGAUAUUAAAUCACCAGAAUUAAAAGCUGAUACUAAAGAUAAAACUCCGAAAGCAUCUAAACAAAAGGAAGUUAAGAACACUACGAAAGUAACUAAAGACACAGAAAAAGACUCAAAAGAAAUGCCAAAAGACUUGAAAGACUCUUCUAAAGAAUCUAAGCACACUAGCAAAGACUCUAAUAUAAAUCAUAAAGAGGAACGAAGAAAAAGUGAAGAUAAAGUGAAAGUAGAAAAAUCCAAUAAAACUGAAACUGUGUCUCAGAAAGUUAAAGACAAGUUAAAAGAUAAAAUUGAUAAAGUUGAAGAUGAAAAGGGUGUUGAACUAUCAGAUAAGUCUGAGAAAGAUGCAGUAAAAGUAGAUAAAGACAAAAGUGAUGAAGAAGUUAAGGAAGAGAAAAAGGCCGAGAAAUCCAAAGCUGAGAGCAAUGUGAACAAAACGGAACAGGAAUCCAGAACAAAAGAUUCAGAGGAAGAAAAACGACGAAUAGAAGAAGAAAUCAAAAGAAAGAAACAAGAAAAAUUGGAAAAACAGAAGGAAAAAGAAAGACGAUUAAAAGAAAAGGAGGAAGAAAAGGAGAGGUUGAAAAAGCUCAAGUUAGAGAAGAAAAAAGAAGAUAGAAAGAAGGAGAAAAUCAGCUUUGCUGUAACUGAAGCCAAGUUAAUUCAGAUGGAUGUAGAAAUUAAAAGAUCGCUACAGAAAGCAGGACAUGCUGAUGUAGACAAGUGUAUAGCUGUGAUGGAAGAUUUGGACCAGCUGCCAGUAAACCAUGUCAUGUUGAAGAAAAAUCCAGACAUCAUGAACACUAUCAAAAAGUGUCGCAAAUACAAGGGAAGUGAACAGAUCAAGAAAAAGGCAGAAUAUAUCUACAGUAAAUUCAAGCAACUCUUUCUUAUAGGUGAUGGCUUGGGCGGUGAGGAAAUGAUUAAAGAAAUGAAGGAAAGGAAAGCUCAGGACAAAUCUGGCCAAUCAGAAAAUACUGAGAACAAGGAGAACACUGAUAAUCUAGGCAAUGACUCUGCUUUAUUAAACAUGUCAACUUUCUCUGGAUUUAAUGUAAGUAGUAGUGCAGUUAUUCCAGGCUUGGAUUUAGUGGAUGGAGAAAAUUCCCCAAGAAAUGUGGACAGUCAGAAUAAUUCUGUUGUGAAUGGAGAUACCAACCAUAGACCUUCGGAAAGUGAAUUAAGCAUUCAAAAUGGUGAGACACAAUCAGCUGAUACUGUUAGUGUUAAUAAAGCUGAUGAAACAAAUUUAGAAAGUGCUAAUAAUAGUGUGAACCUUGACAAUGUUGUUACAACAGAGACAGAAAUGGAUACAACAGAAAGCGACACACGAGAAGAUGCGCAGGAAGAGAAAGUUUUACAUAAAGUUGACACUGAAGAUGAUCUCAAUCCACAUAAUUUCUCCCCGAAACUGGAUCUCGUUGAUGAGGAAGAAAAUGCUGUCGUAUCGGCAGAAUCUGCUGAUGAUAGGACCGAUACAGAUCUUGACGACAGAUUAGCUACACUGGCAAAAGCGUCAGAAAUGUUACACUCUAUAGCAAAGAUGGCAGAAGCUGACAGUGAGCUGACUGCUGAGGAUGACUUCAAGAGUGACUCUGAAAUGGAAAAUGAGAGGGAAGACCUAGAUGCAAGAAUAGCAGCAAUCAUUCAGGGUUCAGCUGAACUAGGCAAGGAGUCAGAAAAGGAGGAAGAAGUUGAUAUGUAUGACCCAGCUGAACCAACAUCCGACGACAGCCAAGACAAGUUAAAACCAACAAAGACCAAAAUUGAAGAAAAGAAGAAAGAGUCGGAUGAAGAGGAGAUUAUGGACGAUGAUGAAUUACAUAAUAUGCUUGGAGUUUGAAGAUGUAUGGAAUUUGAACACAUAUGAAUUAUGAACAUAUUAACAUGAUUAGUGUUUGAACGUGUUUCAGUUACGAACAUGUUUCAGUUAUUUACAUAUAUUUGAACACUGAUGACUAGACAAAGGAUCACAGCAUUUAUGCUUUGAUAUGUUGACAGGACUUAAAACUGAUAGCAUGAAAGAGGGUUAAUGUUAACAUGUUUUAAGUAUGAACUUGUUUAGAUUUUAUACAUGGUUGAUUUUUUAAAUAUUUUUUGAAAAGUUAAAAUCAUGUCAAAGAAGCAAUGUUUCUGUGCUUGUAAUUGUGAACAUUUCUUUAUUAUGAACACCAUGAGAUAUGUUCACUAUUUGUUAAGAGUUAUGAAUAUAUUUAAACUGCAGAGCUCAAGAUUUCCUUGUAAGGGAGAUGAACAUGUUUGAACAUAGACUCUCAUGUUAUAUGGUAGGGAGAUGAACAUGUUUUAAGUUAAGCACUCAGAUUUCUUGAUUGGAGAUAAACAUGUUUGAAUGUAAACACUCAGAUUGCUUGUAGGGGAGAUAAACAUGUUUAAACUUAAACACUCAGAUUUCUUGUAAGGGAAAUAAGCAUGUUUGAACAUAGACUAUCAGAUUAUUUGGUAGGGAGAUGAACAUGUCACUUAAUCGAUCAGAUUUCUUCAAGGGAAAUAACUUGUUUGAAUGUAAACACUCAGCUUGUAGGGGAGAUAAACAUGUUUGAACUUAAACACUCAGAUUUUUCAUAAGGGAGAUAAAUGUUUUUAAUGUAAACAUGCAGAUUGCUUUUAGGGGAGAUAAACAUGUUUAAACUUAAACACUUGGAUUUCUUGUAAGGGAGAUUAAUGUGUUUGAAUGUAAACAUGCAGAUUGCUUGUAGAGGAGAUAAACAUGUAUAAACUUAAACACUCGUAUUUCUUGUAAGGGAAAUACACAUGUUUGAACAUAAACACUCAGAUUUUUUAUGAGGGAGGUCAACAUGUUUAAACUUAACACUCAGAUUUUUUGUGAGGGAGGUCAACAUGUUUAAACUUAACACUCAGAUUUUUUGUGAGGGAGGUCAACAUGUUUAAACUUAACACUCAAGAUUUUUGUAAGGGUGACAUUAUUUACAUGUAUAUCUGGAGAGCAGGAUAUUGUAGUGUUUAUAUUGGUAUUUAAAACAGAUAUGUUCAUAUUUGUAUUUUAAAUAACUUUUUUAUCAGUGGCAUAAUUGAAAUGAUGUGACAAACUGUAUCAGAAUUAGUGUUGUGUCAAGUGUGUGAAGACAUUGGGAGGAAAACUAAUGGAGACGAUGGACGUCAUUUUCAGCUCUUUAAAUGUGCUUUUAAUUAUUAUGCCCCCCUUCGAAGAAGUGGGGUAUAUUGUUUUGCAGAUGUCGGUCUGUCGGUCGGUCGGUCGGAAUGUAGACCAAUCCGUUUCCGGAUGAUAACUCAAGAAUGCUUGGGCCUAGGAUCAUGAAAGUUGAUAGGGAGGUUGGUCAUCACCAGCAGAUGACCCCUAUUGAUUUUGAGGUCUGUAUGUUAAAGGUCAAGGUCACAGUGACCCUGAAUAGUAAAACGGUUUCCGGAUGAUAACUCAAGAACGCUUGGGCCUAGGAUCAUGAAAGUUGAUAGGGAGGUUUGUCAUGACCAGCAGAUGACCCCUAUUGACUUUGAGGUCAGUAUGUCAAAGGUCAAGGUCACAUUGACCAGGAACAGUAAAGUGGUUUCCGGGCAAUAACUCAAGAACGCUUGGGCCUAAUGUCAGGAAAAUUGAUAAUUAGGUUGUUCAUGAUCAGCAGAUGACCCCUAUUGAUUUUGAGGUCAUUAGGUCAAAGGUCAAGAUCACAUUGGCCAGGAACAGUUAAAACGGUUUCUGAUCUUCUUGUCUAAAACACAGAGCCUAGGGCUUUGAUAUUUAGUGUGAAGCAUCAUCUAGUAGUCCUCUACCAAGAUGAUUCAAAUUAUUGCCCUAGGGUCUAAUAUGGCCCCGCCCCAGGGGUCACAUGGUUUAUAUAGACUUAUAUAGGGAAAAACUUCGAAAAACCUCUUGUCCAAAACCACAGGGCCUAGGGCUUUGAUAUUUGUUUGUAACAUCAUCUAGUGGGCUUCUACUAAGAUUGUUCAAAUUAUCCCCCUAGGGUCAAAUAUGGCCCCGCCCCGGGGGUAACAUGGUUUACAUAGACUUAUAUAGGGAUAAACUUUGAAAAUCUUCUUGUUCAAACCACAAAGACUAGGGCUUUGAUAUUUGUAAUAUAGCAUCAUCUAGUAAUUCUCUACCAAGUUUGUUCAAAUUAUCCCCCUAGGGUCAAAUAUGGCCCCGCCCUGGAGGUCACAUGGUUCAUAUAGACUUAUAUAGGGAAAAAUUUUUAAAGUCUUGUCAAUAACCUACAACAUUUAAAUUUUGACCACAUGUAUGGUUUUGAGUUGCAAGAUGAACCUUAACAUGAGUUGACCUUGACCUUCAUCUAGUGACCUACUUUCACAUUUCUGUAGCUACAGCCUUCAAAUUUGGACCACAUGCAUAGUUUUGUGCACCGAAAAAAAAUUUUGACCUGGACAUUGACCUAGUGACCUGCUUUCACGUUUUUGAAGGUACAGGCUUCAAAUUUGGACCACAUGCAUAGUUUUGUGUCAGAUUAAAACAGAAUGGUAGAACUUUUGUUUACAGUGAGCAUAUAAUUUCUAUUCCUUGUGCAAUUACUAAAUGCAUCAAGGGGGGCAUUUCGUGUUCGACGAGCUCUUGUUAAUUGUAUAAAGUUCAGUUCACUGCCCCAAAUAGUGUGGUCAUUUGAUCAAAGGUAAAAUAAUGUUAGGAAACAGGAUUACUAAUGGUCUCAGUGUCGUGUCAUGUUCAUGUAAGAUCAAGGUCAGAGUCAUUGAACCCUUGUUGCAGAGACAGGAAUUGUAGCAUAUUGUUUUAAGGGUGAAUUAAAUGGUAUAUAGUGGAAUGUAUAUAGUAGUUUCCUUGUGAUACUUGUCAGAAAUUAUAUGAGACGCGCCAUGAGAAAACCAACAUAGUGCGUUUGCGACCAGCAUGGAUUCUGACCAGCCUGCGCAUCCGCACAGUCUGGUCAGAAUCCAUGCUGUUUGCUUAUAGUUUCUCUAACUGCAGUAGGCUUUAGUCUGGAUCCAUGCUGGUUGAAAAUACACUAUGUUGGUUUUCUCAUGGUGCGGCUCAGUUAUGUUUGUAAUGCAAACAUGAGCACAACAUGAGCUUAACUGUGCUAAGCACCUUAACAUUUAUGCUGUUAGGAUCAUUAGUAGUUUGUAAAAUGUCUCUUACCUAGUGAAUUAUGUGUAUAGAACAGUAACUUCGAUUGUUACAAAAUGUU
Mercenaria mercenaria is the source of this 6145-nucleotide messenger RNA. Its product is annotated as hepatoma-derived growth factor-related protein 2-like. Lineage: Eukaryota; Metazoa; Mollusca; Bivalvia; Venerida; Veneridae. Gene Ontology annotation, cellular component: nucleus. Bases 1 to 2835 code for a protein of 944 amino acids. The transcript has 18 exons. Gene Ontology annotation, molecular function: double-stranded DNA binding; transcription coregulator activity. The record is from RefSeq and is a predicted model, not a curated record. Gene Ontology annotation, biological process: regulation of transcription by RNA polymerase II.